Molecule: messenger RNA, 336 nt
Organism: Aspergillus chevalieri
Lineage: Eukaryota; Fungi; Ascomycota; Eurotiomycetes; Eurotiales; Aspergillaceae
Exons: 1
Coding region: 1-336 (111 amino acids)
Source: RefSeq, a predicted model, not a curated record
AUGCGGUUGGACAAGAUGAUCAAAGGUCAUGAAAUGGCUUUAAAUGAAGGUAUUCUUGCUCGUCAAGAAAUUCGGGAAUUGCGAGCUUCACAUGAAAAACAACUUCAAAAGUGCAAGAGAUCUAGGAGGCAGAUCACUGCUGAAGAAGGCCUUUCUAUUCAGGAGGGCCAGGCUCUUGUACAGGGAAGGAGUCAGGAGGAAGAAGUCAUGCCUACUACAUCUACGGAACCAGCGCCCAUGGCAGAAUACCGCUCUGUGCGGGCACCACCACGUUGUAGUGACUGCAAUACAUUAGGACAUAAACGGACCCAUUGUCCUAAUCGCGAUAGUAACUAG